This is a messenger RNA of Daucus carota subsp. sativus, 3525 nucleotides long. RefSeq names its product nuclear intron maturase 3, mitochondrial. The coding region runs from base 77 to 2317 and encodes 746 amino acids. The transcript has 4 exons. The record is from RefSeq and is a predicted model, not a curated record. Lineage: Eukaryota; Viridiplantae; Streptophyta; Magnoliopsida; Apiales; Apiaceae. Gene Ontology annotation, biological process: mitochondrial mRNA processing; homing of group II introns. Gene Ontology annotation, cellular component: mitochondrion. Gene Ontology annotation, molecular function: RNA-directed DNA polymerase activity.
UCAAUGCAAAAUAUUGACUCAAUUGUGAAACAGAAAUAAGCGACAGUAGUAUCAUAAAAAUCAAGAACACUAGAGGAUGUUCUUGUUAUGCAUCAAAAAAGCCACUCGUCCAUUCAAGAACAUUUCUAGGGUUUCAAUUUGGAGACUAUUCUCAACAAACCCACUCACUAAACCCCAACUCAAAACCCUAAUUUUAAACCAAUACACUCAUGGCAAAUUCACUAACCUCAUCCAAAACGUCGUCGCUUCCCCUUGUUUUCUCCUCACUGCUUGUCACAACCUCAAACAAACCGACUCAUCUAACUCGCUCUCACCUCACUUUUCACUCGCCCAAAUGGCUCAACAGCUCGCCGAGAAUCAGUUCAAUAUCAAAGAUUGCUGCUUUACUCUUGGUGGGCCCCACGGUGAGUCCCUUGUUUUGCCUGAUUUGAAGCUUAAGGUUUUGAUUGAAGCUAUUAGGAUUGUGUUAGAAUGUGUGUAUGAUGAUAGGUUUGUUACUUUUUGUUACGGUGGGCGUGUCGGGAUGGGGAGACACACUGCUAUUAGGUACCUUAGGAAUUCUGUUGAGAAUCCUAGUUGGUGGUUUAUGGCUUGUUUCGAUAAUGUUGAGUUUGGUUCGAAGAAUGUGGAUAGGUUGUGUUUGGUUCUUCAGGAGAAGAUUAAAGAUGAGAUUUUUAUCGGGAUGAUUAAGGGGUUUUUUGAGUAUGGGGUGGUUAGGAUUGAGUUGGGUGGGUGUUGUUUAGGGAGAGGGUUUCCGGAGGAAUGUGGGUUGAGUGCGAUUUUGAUGAAUGUGUAUUUUAAUAAGUUUGAUAAAAAGAUUCAAGAAUUGAGGCUGCAAACCAAUUUAGAGAACCCCAAGUUAGAAUCGGAGGAUAAUGUUUUUCAUAAGCCGUUAAAGAUAUAUGCUGUGAGGUAUUUGGAUGAGAUACUUGUGAUUACGUCUGGUACGAAGAUGUUGACUAUGGAUUUGAAACAUAAGGUUUUGAGUUUAUUGGAAAAUGAUUUGGAGUUAAAGGUGGAUAGGGUGCGAUCGGCUAUUCAUAGUGCGGCUAAUGAAAAGAUUAAUUUUUUAGGUAUGGAAGUUCGGGCUGUCACUCCUUCGUUUUUGCACCCUCCGAUGUCAGAAAAGGCUAUGAGGGCGCAAAAGAAGUACCUUAGACAGAAAGAAGUUGAAAGAGAGGAGUUGAGAAAUGCUAGGGAGACUAGAAGGAAAAAGUUGGGUUUGAAAAUAAUGUCGCAUGUAUAUAAGAAGCUUAAGCGUGGUGAUAAACUUGAAUUUGAUUACCAAAUUGAAAAUGAAGUAACAGAAAUAUUUAGAACCUGGUCUAGUGAAGUGGUGGAGGAGUUUUUUGGAUCUAUUGAAGAGCGUUGGAGUUGGCACAGGAAGCUCAAAACUGGUGAUUUUUUGUCUUUAAAACGAAUAAGGGAUCAACUUCCGCAAGAGCUUGUUGAUGCUUAUGAUAACUUUCAGUAUCAAGUUGAUAAGCACUUGGCACCAGUGAAAGCUAAAAGCGCACUGGAGGAAGAAGAAAGAAGAGCUCAAGAGCAAGAGGAACAAAUGUACGCGGAAAGAACAGUCAAGGAUAUGACGAAGCUCUGUAUCAUGGUCAAUGCACCAAUAGAACUUAUUCGGAAGGCUGUUAGGCUGGCUGGAUUUACUAAUAUUAUGGGUCGUCCUAGACCUAUUAAUUCACUGAUGUCUCUUGAAGAUGUUGACAUUAUUAAGUGGUAUGCUGGUGUGGGUAGAAGAUGGCUCGAUUAUUUCUGCUGCUGUCACAACUUCAAGAUGGUAAAAAUUGUUGUAAGUUACCAUAUUAGGUUCUCGUGUAUUCUGACUUUAGCAGAAAAACAUGAAUCUACCAAGCGUGAGGCUAUCAAACAUUACACCAAGGACUUGAAAGUUUUCGAUGUUGAUAAUGCUGAAGAAGUGCACUUUCCAACUGAAAAAGAGAUUAAAAUGAUGGGAGAUCAAAACCUUUCGGAUCCAAAACCUGUAGACGGGACGUUGACAGUUAUUUUGAUAAGAUUGGCUUCUCAUGAACCUUUAUAUCGAUGCGUUGCUCAUUUCUGCAACAGAACAGAUACUAUUGUUUAUAGAAUACACCUGCUGCAAAAAAUUUGUAAUGUGAAUCCACGGGAUGAAAAGAAGUGGGUUCCAGGGAUGGGUGCAAUUCACGAAUCUUUCAAUCGAAAGUGCAUUCCCUUAUGUUCUGAUCACGCAAGUGAUUUUUACACAGGAAAACUAACUUUCCAGGAUAUUGACUGUACGUCAUUUGUUGAUGUGGACGAGGUGACUGCUGCUCCCUACCGCAGUUGAUGUGGUGCUGGGGUCAAUACACCAGUGUAUGCAACUCUCAGAGAAGUUGAACUACUGGUUUUUAAUCCAUCACAUUGAGGUUAACCACAAGAUAUUAUGUGUAGAGAGGUGGACAGUAAGCUUUUGUUGAGAAGAAAACAAGAUAUAUUAAGUUGAAAUUGCAGUUGAACCAAUACAAGAUGCUGGAAAUACCUUUUAUGGUAAACAGGUGCAUUGUCCAGCGUCAAAAGUGGACAGUAUGACAGUAUUUUAUUGAAAACUCUGUUGCUGGAUUUCUAUGCCAUGUGCGAUGACUUGGAUUCUUCAGAAAAGUUAAUUGGCUGCUGCUGAACCCUUGCUUAAGCAAUGUCAUUCUAGCUUACAGAGUUACAGUCAUCUGUGUCCCCUGCUUCUGGGUAGUUUUCAUGCCAACUGAUCAAUGAACUUGUUUGAGGACAAGACUGCACUGUUGGAAACAUCCAUUAUGAACAUGUUUUUGAGAUGUUAAAGCAUUUUAUAUGAGUAUCUGCUUUGACAGUAUGACUUCCAGGGAUCUUGUGGCAUGGACAUCGAUGAAUGAGGGUUUGGUACACAUGGAAUGGGUUAUGAAGCAAUGCAAAUUUUCCAUUCUAUGAUAGAGAAAGAAAUAGGACUAAACAGUGUUACCUUCUUAAGCUUACUUUUGUCUUGUAACCACUGUGGCCUGCUGAGAGAUGGCUGCAAAGUCUUCUAAUCCGUUAAAUCAAAAUCGCUGCACUUGCAUUGCUCAUCUCUUGGGUCGAUUUGGAAUGCUCAGAAGGGAAUCUCAAAAAGGCGUUGGUUAGUAUGUAUUCUUUAGUUGGUCAAUUUUACAAUGGUAGAAUCAAGCGCCAAGUACUUGCAUAAUUUGCUGUGCUCUUUGGAUCUAGAGAUGCUGGAUAAUGGAUACAACCUAGUUUGGGAGACUCUUAACUAAUUAGGAGCACAUUGGAACAUUAACUUUCCACAUUUUUUUUAUAUUUACAAUUAAGAGCGUGUUUGAAGAGCUCAUUAGAUUUUGUUGAGCUUUAUUCUGACAUCUUAAGGUUUGUACCUUAAGAUCAUAAGAUUGAUACCUUAAGAUUUUAGAGCAACAGUUGAUCUAUUGAAGCAACCUGUGUUGAACUGCAUAGAAACAUAACUUAUUCUCUCGUAAGAAUCUUGUAAACCAUAUAUAGCACCCUUCAAGUACUAACAGCAUUUGGCAAAAA